Cokeromyces recurvatus is the source of this 828-nucleotide messenger RNA. RefSeq lists its product as uncharacterized. Lineage: Eukaryota; Fungi; Mucoromycota; Mucoromycetes; Mucorales; Mucoraceae. Gene Ontology annotation, cellular component: nucleus. Gene Ontology annotation, biological process: regulation of transcription by RNA polymerase II. The transcript has a single exon. The record is from RefSeq and is a predicted model, not a curated record. Gene Ontology annotation, molecular function: DNA-binding transcription factor activity, RNA polymerase II-specific; RNA polymerase II cis-regulatory region sequence-specific DNA binding. The coding region runs from base 186 to 692 and encodes 168 amino acids.
AACAACAACAACAACAACAACAACAACAGCAGCAGCAGCAACAACAACCUCCUGUUUGUAUCUUUGAUCCAGCUGUUGAUUUGGAUGUUUCAGCCAUUUUGAAUUCUCCUCCCACAGAAUUGUUUACUAAUGCUGCUUCUACUACUACUGCUACAUCAACUCCUGUAGUCACUAGUCCUCCUGUUAUGUCAACAACGACUCCGGUCGAUAUGACACAACAAAUGAGACAUCUUAUUGCUGAUUUGCCUGCUGCUUUAGCUGCUUUAGCUGCAAUUGCUGCUCCUGCUUUAUCCACACCAUCAUCUACUGCAACUACCCCAGUGAUGCCUACUACACCCGCUGUCUCUCCUGCUGUCAAGAGUGCUACUACUCCUGCUUUUUCUACUCGUCGCUCUACUACCAAGAAACGUACAUUAGACGAUAUUGAUCCUACGGAUGAUAUAGCUAUCAAGCGACAAAAGAACACAGAUGCUGCACGACGAUCACGUCUUCGUAAAGUACAAAAGAUGGAAGCACUUGAGAACCGUGUAUCAGAACUUGAAAAGUUGAAUGCUGGAUUACUUAUGCAUGUAGCUGUGCUUGAUUCUGAAAAGACGAAUCUUAAAGCAAAAGAAUCAUCGUAUGAAAAUCGUAUCAAAUGUUUAGAAGAACAAUUAGCCGAAGCUCAUAAAGCACUUUCAUCACGAUCUUGAUUUACUUUUAUUAUAUUAUAUUAUAUAUUUUUUUUACAUUUUUACUGGUUUUCAUUUUAUUUUAUUUUUUUUUUUAUUUCAUUAAUCAAGUAAACUAAUAAAUGUAUAUGUACCCAUCAUUAUUACGUUAUAGAAA